This is a messenger RNA of Triticum aestivum (bread wheat), 1916 nucleotides long. Its product is annotated as DNA repair RAD52-like protein 2, chloroplastic. The coding region runs from base 1013 to 1573 and encodes 186 amino acids. The transcript is spliced from 4 exons. NCBI's taxonomy places the organism in Eukaryota, Viridiplantae, Streptophyta, Magnoliopsida, Poales, Poaceae. The record is from RefSeq and is a predicted model, not a curated record. Gene Ontology annotation, molecular function: DNA binding. Gene Ontology annotation, biological process: double-strand break repair via homologous recombination.
UCCUAAGGCAUAAUCAUGACAUGUUUUCCUUGUGAUUCUUUGCACUUGGUACAGUGUUGGGUGAACGUCUAGGCAGAGCUUCAGGAAAUGAACUUGCUUGAUGGAGCACUUUAUAAAACUUGCUUCUUACAGUUCUUUUCUCCCUACUAAUCUCCUUUUGUUUUUAUUUCUUGGUAUUAUCUACUCCCUUGUCCAGAAUUACUUGUUGUAGAAAUGGAUGUAUCUAGACGUAUUUUUAGUUCUAGGUACAUACAUUUGUAUCCAUUUCUGCGACAAGUAAUCCGGGACGGACGGAGAGAGUAUUAUAUAUGGGGAACGUCGAGUUCUAGGUUGUAAAAAUAUUUGUAUUAACUUCCUGUAUGGUUUGACCCUGCUCUCUAUCAGUUUAAUUGGCUUUUGUUUCCACCACGGCGCAUCUUGUUCUGUGCAGCAUGGAGUGCAACCACAGAAGAUGACUAUAGGCCUUCACCAAAUAUAUCAAACCUACCUUUUCGUGUGCAACUAGUGCACAUGUAGGAUGUUGCCUUUGUGAUUCUUGGCACUUGUGCUAUCUGCAUAGUUUGAACUUUGAAGAGAUGGCUGCAUUUCUUUCUCAAGUUCUUCCUUGUUUGGACGCUCGAUUGGAAUUUUUUUAGGCAUUUUAGAGCCAGCCGUGUGAAUCCCCCGCAAAAAAGAAGAAGAUUGUAAAUAGUACUUCCUCCGUCCAAAAAAGCUUGUCCCAAGCUUGUUUUUUAAAUAGAUGUAUUUGAGGGACAAGUUUUUUCGGACCGAGGGAGUUGAUCUGGCGUAGGUCAUCGAUACUUUGACCGGCUGGCGUGGCGAGUUGACCUCUGCCACAUCGGAUGAUGAUAGUCACACGUAGGAUAACAUUUUUUUAACUUUUCCACGUAUAGCUGGCUGAAUCGAAUACUACUAGAUGCAACCACUUCGAUCGUCACUGUGAUCCCACCACCUACCUACCUACCUCCUGCUGCCACCUUCCUCCGCUCCGCUCCGCUCCGAUCCGAUCCCCAUGGAAGCCACCGCCGCCUGCUCGGCCUCCCUCGCCUCCUCGCCGCUCCCCCACCGCCGCAGCCGCGUGCGCGUGGUCGUCGCGGCGGCCCGACGGAAGGGGCCGUCGGGCGCGGUGGCCGCGGCGGCCUCCACGGGCAACUACGUGGUGCCGCUGGACGCCGCGCCGUCGGGGAUCACGCGGCCGCUCGUCGAGAUCCUGCGCGACCUCAACAAGCGCGUCCCGGAGACCAUCGUCCUCCCCGCCUCCCGCCGCGCCUCCGCCUCCGACCCCGUCAUCCCAUGGUACCAUGCCAACCGGAUGCUCAGCUUCUACGCCCCCGGCUGGUGUGGAGAGGUCCGUGAUGUUAUUUACAAUGACAAUGGAAAGGUGACCGUGGUGUAUCGUGUCACAAUACGAGGAAUAGAUGGAGAGGUUCAUCGGGAGGCUGCUGGAACAGCAUCACUGAGCGACGCACGGCUCGACGACCCCGUGGCGGCCGCGGAAGAGGCGGCGUUCUGCAAGGCCUGCGCGAGGUUCGGCUUCGGGCUGUACCUGUACCACGAAGACGAGGUGCUGUGAAGGACGUCAUCAUAUCUUGUCUCACCCUAUCCAUGUUCAGAAGGUCAGACGCCAAGCUUGGCAGAGCUUGUAUGUAGCGCUGCAAGAUAUCACCCCACAUGUACCAUUCACGAUGAGCUGUAAAUAUGAGGCGUAUCUUGUUUACAUUUGUGUUUGUUGGCACAUCAGUUGUUGUAAUCUCUGUGUGAUAAGAGUGUCACUCGUUUCCUAAAGUGAUAAUUUCAGUUGCAUUUGGUACAAAUACAGCAUGACCCAGUUCAGUUGUUAGGAUUGAAACCAUUACUUCCAUCAGAACAUUUGAACAACUUAUGUAAUGGAAACUCCUGAUCUUUGUGCUUGCUUA